Messenger RNA from Aspergillus glaucus CBS 516.65, 882 nucleotides. RefSeq names its product mitochondrial 54S ribosomal protein uL23m. The record is from RefSeq and is a predicted model, not a curated record. The transcript is spliced from 3 exons. Gene Ontology annotation, molecular function: structural constituent of ribosome. The coding region runs from base 89 to 697 and encodes 202 amino acids. Gene Ontology annotation, biological process: mitochondrial translation. Lineage: Eukaryota; Fungi; Ascomycota; Eurotiomycetes; Eurotiales; Aspergillaceae. Gene Ontology annotation, cellular component: ribosome; mitochondrial large ribosomal subunit.
GACUCGUUUCCCCGCGAUUGUAAAUUCAACCAAUUCAAGUCUUUAUUUCUUUCUUCACAUAGGCGGCGUCUCUCCAGAACAAGCCACCAUGGUGCGCGCCUUUUCCAAAUUCCCCAAGAAGCCCGCGGGCUGGGUACCACCCUCAGCGCCGCUGGAGCAGCGGAAGCAAGUAUUCCUCCCCGACUUCACAAUCGCCCUUCUCCGCACCCCCUUCCUCCCACCCCGCUUCGCCUCGUUCCACGUCCCUCUGAGCUUCAACAAACUCGACAUGCGCGACUACCUGCAGCGCCUGUAUGGAGUCGACGUUCUCGGCGUCCGCAGUUACAUCGAACAGCAGAAGAUCACCCGCCUGCGGCCGAUGGGUAGAUGGGGUUACGGGAAGUUGAGGAGACCGGAGUCGAAGAAGAGGAUGACGGUUGAGAUGAAACAGCCGUUUGUGUGGCCUGAUGCGCCGGCGGAUAUGUCUCCAUGGGAGAAGGACCAGUUCUUCAGAGCAGCCAAGUACCAAGAGGAUAUCCAGAAAGCGAACCGUCCCGAUGCCGGCAUGGAGCCUAACAAGCCUGAGCGUGAGGCGUUCGAGGAAGAGGCUAAGCAGCUGCUGGAAGGGAAGAAGGCCUGGAGACCGACUUGGCAGGCAUUGGGUCUUAGCUAUGACCGGUCAGCGCUUGGUAGGGGGAACAAUGCACCGACGAGUUGAGUUGGGGGUUUUAUGAGUUGAUGUGGGUUCGUUACGUUAUCAUUUCCUUGGUCUGUGGGAUAGAAAAGCGUUCCUGUUUCUCUGUCUGUAUUUUUGGGUGUUUUCAUGGUCUUUGAACUGUGAGGUUUGUAUUAUACUAUUACUUCUAAAUACAUGCCCAUGGGGCACGUUUCUCAUGCUUCCAA